Molecule: messenger RNA, 1272 nt
Organism: Cryptococcus deneoformans JEC21
Lineage: Eukaryota; Fungi; Basidiomycota; Tremellomycetes; Tremellales; Cryptococcaceae
Exons: 4
Coding region: 817-1152 (111 amino acids)
Source: RefSeq, a predicted model, not a curated record
AUAGAGUACAUAAUACUUGUGUCCUUGUGGUCACAUAUGGACGGUAAAUCAUUGUCCUUCGCUUUCAACGACGAGUCUGUCUUCAUCUUCGAUAAUACAAGGAGUAAGAAGUUGACCCAUCCGCUUGAUCUUUCCGUGUCUUGCAAAAAAAAGUGCAUCAACCUCCGAUUAAUGCGUUGAAGUAGUAUUUCUUUCCUUUGGCGUGUCAAACAACAUCGUUCUCUGAUACGCCAUCUAUAUGCUAAUGAGUCGAUGGUCGAAUCUUCGUGCAUAACAGUUUUUGGUGACUUGGGAUCCGCAGGUAUGCUCGUCAGAGAUGCUACUAAUCAUGUUGCCUAGCUCCGCCUAUUCUCUCUUCAGACCCUCGAUGUCGGCAGGUGCGGACAGAUCAACUCACUAAUCCCUUGCCGUUUCUGCACCUAUCAGCCUACAAAUGUAUCCUAGCCGAGGCGUCGAUAGAAAUAGCUCUUUGUUGCCUUCCAUAGCCAUAUGUGGCUACCGGAUACUCCAAGCCCCCGGAAAUUCAUACACGCCCUUAUGGACUGAGCAUUAUUUUCGUCAGAAUAAGGUAUAUAUAAGCAUCUCCUGCUCAAGUAACUCCUUUUUACCCAUCAUAAUUCUGCCCUAAUUUCGAAACACAUCUGUCGAACAGUUUCCAUACUCGAAUUACUGUCAUGCGUUUCACUUCGAUUCUCGUUGCCGCUCUUCUGCUGUUUGUCGGAUCAGUCUUCGCCUCCCCCUUCAGCGACCCAGCCUCCAAGGCAAUCGUUGACGCUAAAUCGAAGACGCCUUCAGUGAGAGAGAUCAACUACGUAGAUGUCCUUUCCCAACUUGAUGACUCCAUCGGACUUCCACUAUGUGCUCCACGCGCGUGAUCUUACCGAUGACGUUUCAAAGCUUUUGGCGGCUAUCGUUGAAGACCUGAACUCCCUCCUUUCUCCCAUCGUGGGUCUUCUCUCCCAGAUUCCCAUCGUCAGUCCUAUCCUUGAAGACAUCAAUACCGCCCUCGACGCCAUCGUUCAGGGCCUUGACAAUAUUCUUGGCGGCAUCCUCGAUUUGGUUGCUACUAUUCUCAAGGACUUGGGCAUCAACAUUACACCUCUUCUUAGUGGCCUUCUGCAACUCCUCACCGGUAUUCUGGGCGGUUCGUAACCUCACAAUAAUCACUUAGAAGGUAGUUUUCUUUAAAGUCUCAUUCGAUCCAUGUCGUCAACAAAUCGUCUGUCCAAGUUGUACAUAUCAUUUAAGCGAUUGUUCAUAUCGAUGCACCAC